Messenger RNA from Tetrapisispora phaffii CBS 4417, 2199 nucleotides. RefSeq names its product Oca5p (gene OCA5). The coding region runs from base 1 to 2199 and encodes 732 amino acids. The record is from RefSeq and is a predicted model, not a curated record. The transcript has a single exon. NCBI's taxonomy places the organism in Eukaryota, Fungi, Ascomycota, Saccharomycetes, Saccharomycetales, Saccharomycetaceae.
AUGGAUUACAGUCAUCAGAAGGAAACGUCGAAGAUCCCGACUGAGGAAACUCAGAAGUUAUCUAAGAAGACUUAUAAACCAAAGAAUAUCAAACAACAAUAUCAGAAUAGACAGCUGGCGCAAGUGGUUAUCGAAUUGAUCAAUGCCAAUGAACAUGAUUCAUUGGCAUAUCUGGCAAGAACGAAGGGAAUCCCCCCGCAGCUGAGGUAUUUGGUUUGGCCAAUUCUAUUGAAAUACCAUCCUAUGUGUAUCUCUCCAAACAUCAUCUCGAAUACAAUCAUAUGGAACCAAGAGACAAAAUCCUACGAAUUGAAUGCCAAAGAAUCGACAACAUCUGUAACUGAGACCAAUAAGGGCAAUAAGAAUGCUCAGAAACAAGACAUCAAUGCUAACGACAAUAAACCAGACUCAGAACUAGAAUCUUUGAUAAAACGUGAUUUGAAGAAGUACUUUCAUAUAAGAAGAAAAUACCCAGAUAAUCAACAGGAAAAUAAAACGCACCCUGCUGCUUCACAACCAACUGUUAACGAUCUAGAAACAAUAGACGAUCUAGAGACAAUCGAUUUAUUGAAAACUUCUAUAUUGAAUUUUCUGAAUAAAUGGUCAAAGGUUUUCUCGUAUGAACCUGGGCUGGCUUGGAUCGCAGUUGGCUUGGCAGAAUGGUUUCCUCUUUUCGAAGAAGAAGAGAUUAGUGCUGAAGGUCCUCUUCUUUUGAAUGUAAAAAAACAUAGUAAUGUUGAACAAUCAAAAAAACAAGAAGCUCAGGAGACAAAGAACCACGCUGUUGAAAAUUCUGCUGCCAUAAAUGAAACCCAGAAUGAAGAUGCCACUAAAUCAAAAAAUACAACUAAUGCUCCACCCACUUCAUCGUCAUCUUCUAAAGUCAGAACAAACUAUAUGAGAUUAUUUACUGAAUAUCCAUUACCAACGCUUUUGAAAACGCAAUUGCCAACCUCAAACAUGUUUAACUUUAGUGAAUUGUAUGAAAGAUUACUGUUGGUAAUAUUGCAUUCUCCAGAUUCAAUUGAAGCCAAGAAUAACAUUGUAAAACAUCUGAGUUUAGAUGUAUCAAAUGAGAACAGUAACAAUAAUUAUUUCCCAAUACUUUCAGGCGGAAGUUUAUCAUUCCAGAUCCAACUGUUUUUCAAAGUUUUUUCGAACAUACUACCAGAAUUAUACCAACCUUUAAUUGAUGAAAUACCGUAUCAACAGAACACAUCCUCUAAAAGUUGGCUAUAUUGGUGGAUAAAAUUCAGCGGUGCUAGAACUUUACAUAAACUUGACAGGGCAAGAGUUUGGGACCUAUUACUGGGAUGGAGACCUGAACCGAAUAUGAACCGAAUAAACUUUUACUUGAAUUACAACCAGAAAAAAUUUGACCAUCUAUACUCAACCACAUUUUCAUCGAAUGUUAAAUUCUUAAGCUCCAUAUCGAAAGAUGACCCUUUUUGGUUUCCAGAUUUAGACUCAAUUCCAAUUGGUGAUAAAAAUUUUCCAUACGAUUAUGAUGUUUUCAGACAGUUAUUGAUUUUAAAUAAAUUUGAAAAGAGCAACCUAGCAAAUAAAGAGGAAUCUAAGGCUCAAGAAUCGGUUUCCGAUACAAACGAUGACAAAAUACCAUUUUCACUAAUUGAUCCUCAUAUCCAGAUAAUUUUUGUCUACAUGGCUAUUCUGCAGUAUAAUGAAUUUAAAUUACUUGAAUACGAAGAGUCUGAGAUUACAGAAUUUUUAAAUAAUGUGCCGUUGCUUUCCAAAGCUGAUAAUGCAAGCUUCAAGAAAAUAGGUGAAUCAAAAAAAGUUUUUAAAAUACUACAACCGGCAGAGGAAGAAGAGAAGCCAAUUUCUGGGAAAAAUAUCGUAGACACAGAUAACUUUAAGGUAAAUAAUGAAAGCUCCAAAUCAAAACGCAAUACACCAGAUAUUUCUGUAACAACCACAGACUCCUCAACUUUGGAGGACAUAACUCGUCAAUCUACACAAUCCGAAUCAAAAUUUCAAUUUCCGGAUGAGAAUAUUGAUAGUAUCUCGAACUCAACACAAACAACAAGUCAUAUGCGAAUCGAAGUAGGAAACGAUGCAAAAGCAUCUAAUUCAUUCGAUAACAUUUUACAAAUGGCAGGAGACAUUUGGCGUAAAUGGCUCUGGAGAGAAAUAGAAGAUACAUCAAGCGAUGAUCUAUUCAAUUUCGUAGAUUCAUAA